Molecule: messenger RNA, 4038 nt
Organism: Rhinopithecus roxellana (golden snub-nosed monkey)
Lineage: Eukaryota; Metazoa; Chordata; Mammalia; Primates; Cercopithecidae
Gene: ZNF559
Product: zinc finger protein 559
Exons: 6
Coding region: 1664-3274 (536 amino acids)
Biological process (GO): regulation of transcription by RNA polymerase II
Cellular component (GO): nucleus
Molecular function (GO): RNA polymerase II cis-regulatory region sequence-specific DNA binding; DNA-binding transcription activator activity, RNA polymerase II-specific
Source: RefSeq, a predicted model, not a curated record
AAUUGUUCUUACCCAUAUAAAUGCAGCUGCUCUCAGUUUGUGCUCCUCUGGGGUUGCUUGCAAUUAUUAGUUUGAUUAUGGAUUUAUCUUCAAGGUAUUUUGGUUCCAGUAUUGUUGUUACGUGUUUCCAUGAGUGAACAGAGAGGUAGGGCUUCCUACUCUGCCGUUUUACUGACAUUCUCUGUGAUAUAUUACUUAUUGAAUCUUAAAAUACAAAUAAGGUAGCUCUGAAUUGCUAAUUCAGACCCUUGUGGAAAGCAGAUUUAUUAACUGAGUUAUUUUUGUGUGAUUCUUUUAUAAUAAUUUAGGCUUAGAUUAUAUAUUCAAAAUACUGUUUUCCAAAUUCACUUAUAUGAGUUAUUUUUAUCUUUCAAUAUGGUUUUGUUAUUCAUUUGUAAUACAGUUAAAAAGCAACCAUUUUUGUCACCUUAAAGUAUAAUGUUAGCUUUGGCGUUUUUGUAGAUGCCCUUUAUUAGGCUGAAAAUUUUUCUUGGCCUUAUUGAACUUCAUUAAAAACAAUCAUGGUUAAUGAAUUUUGUCAAAUUCCUUUUCUGCAUCUCAUGAGAUCAUCUGAUUUUCUGGCCUGCCAAUAUGUUGCAUUAAAUUGAUUUACAUUUGAAUACCUCGCAUUUCUGGGAUAUGUUCUAACUUGAUGUAUUAUCUCUUCAUGUAUAGAGGUAUACGUAUGUAUGUGUGUAUAUAUAUCACUGUAUUCAUUUUGCUAAAAUUUUAUUAAGGGUUUGUAUUAACUCUGCUCUGCAAUCAGCCUGUGAUAGCUGAGGGCCCAGAAUGCCUUAAAUGGAUUUAUCUUCACCCCUUUGCCCUGCCACUUGCUUUUGGGGAUGGCUGCCUUGGUCAUCAGGGAGACUACAUGCACCUCAGUGAUCCUGCCUUAUCCCAGCCUUAAAUAUACUAUGGUCUGAUAUUAGGUGAAGACUUGUGAGAGUCUGUGGAUGGAUUCAUCACUGUGAUUUCUGUAACUGAGAUGUCUCAAAAUUCUAAUGUGGUCUAUCAACCACACUCUGCUGUCAAAGUUUGGUAAGAUUUAAUGAUGAUUUCUUUAUACCUUCAUGUGUGGCAGAUUCCUUCUCUCAGCACUCAUCCGAGAUUGAGAAAAAUCAUGGGUAUAUUCUUUCUUAGCGAAGCUUAUUAUUUAGGUGUAUCUGCAUUCUUGGCUCUCUGAUGUAUUUUUAAAAGGUAUGAUUUUAUAGCUAUGUGGCUUGUGUUUUAAGAGAGAAGGAUCAACCCUUGGAAGUUUUACAUUCUAAUAUGAAUAUAUGAGAGCAUUUAUUUUGGUUUUUGUUUUGUUGUGUUUUUGAGACGAGGUCUCUGUUGCCCAGGCAGAAGUGCAGUGGCGAGAUCACGGUUCACUGUGGCGUUGACCUCCCGAGACUCGGGUUUUCCUCCCACCUCAGUCCCCUGAGUAGCUUGGACUAUAGAGAGAUGGCUAAUGAAUGGCUCUUGAUGAUAGAUGAGUAAUGCCUGUUGCUUAAAGAUUGAUGGUAUGAGACAAGACUCCCAUUACUACUUAAUCAAGAGGAAUUGAGAUUGACCUACUCAUAAGUUCAGACAAUGUCUUGAAGAGACUUUGGGAACAAGAUAUUCAGAUCAUCUUUCUCAAGACUUUUUCUGUCUUCAUGAGGCAAAAUUUGAAGAGGAAAGGAUGGUGGCUGGGUGGUUGACAAAUUACUCUCAGGACUCAGUGACCUUUGAGGAUGUGGCUGUGGACUUCACCCAGGAGGAGUGGACUUUGCUGGAUCAAACUCAGAGAAACUUGUACAGAGAUGUGAUGCUGGAGAACUACAAGAAUCUAGUUGCAGUAGAUUGGGAGAGUCAUAUUAAUACCAAACGGUCAGCACCUCAGCAGAAUUUUUUGCAGGGGAAAACAUCCAGUGUGGUGGAAAUGGAGAGAAACCAUUUUGGAGAGGAACUAUUUGACUUUAACCAAUGUGAAAAAGCCUUGUGUGAACACUCAUGCCUUAAGACUCACAGGAGAACCUACUUUAGAAAGAAAACCUGUGAGCAUAAUCAGUGUGAAAAAGCCUUCACAAAACCCUCUACUUUACACAAGAAAACUGAUACUGGAGAAGAACUUCCUAACUGUAAUCAAUGUGAAACAGCCUUCAGCCAACAUCUACGUCUUGUUUGCAAGAAAACUAGCCAAAAUCUACAUCUUGUUUGCAAGAAAACUCACACUCAAGAGAAACCAUACAAAUGCAGUGACUGUGAAAAAGGCUUACCUUCCACCUCACACCUCAGAGAAUGUGUAAGAAUUUAUAGUGGAGAGAGACCAUAUACUCAUAAGGAGUAUGUCAAAACCUUUUCUGAUUCUACAGGCCUUUUUGUACACAUGCAAACUCAAGAUGCAGAAAAAUUCUAUGAAUGUAAAGCAUGUGGGAAAGCCUUCACUCAGUCUUCAUAUCUUACUCAACAUUUAAGAACUCAUAGUAGAGUGUUACCUAUAGAACAUAAGAAAUUUGGCAAAGCCUUUGCUUUUUCCCCAGAACUUGCUAAACAUACGAGACUUAGAACUAGAGGGAAACACUAUGUUUGUAAUGAAUGUGGCAAAGAGUUUACUUGUUUCUCAAAACUCAACAUUCACAUAAGGGUUCACACUGGAGAAAAACCAUAUGAGUGCAAUAAAUGUGGGAAGGCCUUCACUGAUUCUUCAGGUCUUAUAAAACACAGGCGAACUCACACUGGAGAAAAGCCUUAUGAAUGUAAGGAAUGUGGGAAAGCUUUCGCUAACUCUUCACAUCUUACUGUACAUAUGAGAACUCACACUGGUGAGAAGCCUUAUCAAUGUAAGGAAUGUGGGAAAGCCUUUAUUAAUUCCUCUUGCUUUAAAAGUCACAUGCAGACUCAUCCUGGUGUAAAACCCUAUGACUGUCAACAUUGUGGGAAAGCCUUUAUUCGAUCCUCGUUUCUUAUUCGACAUUUAAGAAGUCACAGUGCGGAAAGGCCUUUUGAAUGUGAAGAAUGUGGGAAAGCCUUUAGAUACUCCUCGCACCUUAGUCAACAUAAAAGAACACACACAGGGGAGAAGCCAUAUAAAUGUCAAAAGUGUGGGCGAGCCUUCGCUAUCUCAUCAGGCCUUACAGUACACAUGAGAACUCACACUGGCGAACGGCCCUUUGAAUGUCAGGAAUGUGGGAAAGCCUUUACUCGGUCCACGUAUCUUAUUCGACAUAUAAGAAGUCACAGUGUGAAGAAACCAUAUAAGGAAUGUGGGCAGACCUUUAGUAAUUCCUCAUGCCUCACUGAAUGUGUGUGAAUUGGGGCUGAUAUUUGGAAAGAAUGUGGUAAAGCCACUACUUCGUCACACUUACUGAACAUGUACUCAAGUGGCAGUGUACACAGUCAUAAGGAAUGUGUGAAGCCUUUCUUGGUGUCUCAGAUCUCAACAAUUCCAAUAGAAGAGAAGACAUGAAUGUAAGGAAUGUGGGAAAGUCUUGACUCCUUCCAUCGGCCGUACUUACUAUUCAUGUGUCUGUGCAUCCUGGGAAACAAACUGAAUGUAGAAAACCAUCAGUCCAUGCUUACUGAGUCUGUUUGAACUCAUGCUGGAGAGAAAUGCUGUGAAUGUGAGGAAGGUGGAAAAGCUUUCAUUAUUUUCCUCAGGCCUUACUGAGCUUGUGAGCACACUGGAUGUAAAUGCACAUCCUCUGGAUGUAAGGAAUGUGUUGAAACCUUUUGCUCUGCCUUAUACCUUAAUAUUCAACUGUGAUCUCACAAGUGUUAAAAUCUUGAAUGUAAGAUGUGUGGAGAUUCUUCUUUGUUUUUAGCUUCCACUUUGGGAACGUGUCAAAGCACACAUUGGGAAGUGCCGUGAGUGAAAGAGAUGUUGGAAAGCCCUUGAACUUGGUCAUUAGGAAACAUCCACACUGAAGAGGAACUCGACUAUGGAAGGUCAAAAAGGCUGUAUUAAUUUAGAUGCAAAAAGUCACAUUAGAGGAAUGCCAUAUCAGAAUGCUUUUGGUAAAUAUACAUGUUUUAAAGAGGUAUAUAUUAUUAAUAAAAAUAUCUAGCUGGUCUGAA